AUGUUGGUCACUAAUGCGACUGUCGACCUGCUCUACGCCAUCAACACGUUGUGCACUUUUUGCGUAAGUUUUUAUUGCCUCCUACUUGCAAGAGGCAAUAAACCAGCGAUUCUCGACUGGAUAGUCUAUUAAGAGUCUGUCGGGAAAAUAGCUCAUUAUUAUCCCGACAGACUGAUAGCACAUAUAGCAAUAUCGUCACUACGACCGCGUGCAGAAUAACCUUGUUUUGGAAGACACAAUUCCAAUUUUCAGACCGCCGCAUUCGGCUACAAAGCCGUAUUCAUGCUCAUCGACAACCCAUACUGGCCGAAAACAGUGUGGUGGACGUAUGCCGGCCUCUGCACGAACCUUUUUUUCAUGUUUCUGAGCGUUGGAAUGUUGCCACUGCAGUUCAUCUACCGCUACGGGGUGAUGCGGACGAAGGCGUUCACGCGGAAACAAAUGUUCGGCUUCUUUUGCGUUGCGUUGGGUUUCGCCACCAUGCAUGGCUUUGCGUCGCCGUGGACGUUCACGCCGCCUUCGGCGGAAUGGGAGCCCACAAUCCGCGAGGCGCUGUCGUUGGGCGAGGACGCGGACUUGCCGGGUUAUGUGGUGGGAGACGUGGUAAGGAAGCGUGUGUAUUUCUGCGUAAACAGGGAGAAGAGUUGGCUGCCGCGCUGGGCCGGGCCGAAAAAAAAUUGAAAUGGGCCGGGCCAGCCCGAGAGCCAUGCCUAACAGGAACUACAAAAUCGAUCGAUAUGGGAGGUAGAGCAGGCGAACACUCAAAAAAAAGGUGUAGUUAGUGCCUACGAGGCUUGACAAAGCCGUUGGAUGGCCGGCGAAGACUUGGCGAAGGCUCGCGGAGACUUGCGAUAUGUCCACUUUUUCUAACUAUAGCUAUUACUAACGUUAGUUUUUAUUCAUCCUGGGUUACGGUUACAUAUAAAAGACCAAACCUUACGACAAAAAAAGCAGACCCGUAACUUUUACCCAGAUAUUAUUAAUGUCAGUACAUGGAAGAUACCUCAAAAAUAGGUGAUAAGCUAUCCUAGAACCAGAUAAAUCUUAUUAUUUCUAAUAACCAAGCCUUCUCCUAGCCUCUAGCAUUGUCAGCGUUUUCGUAACACACCCCGUUUCAGAGAGAAUUUGGCGUGAUGGCGUUGCACUUCAUCGACAUCUUUGUCAUCAUGUUCCUCUCGUACGCAGUGAUCAUUAUAAUGGUGGUCUUGUCCAAGCACACCAUCACAAUGGACGAGGUGGCGGCCGCAAGUCCGCUGACCAAGGCCGUCCAACGACAAGUCACCCGGAUCAUCUACGUCCAGGUAAAAUGUGCAUAUUAUUGAACGGUUUGCAACUGUUGGUGAUAGUGCCAAAUUUGCAUAAUGGAUUUGGCUAUAAAAGCCACAAGAAUACACUUUUAUCUCACUCUUUUCUCGUCCUUGACGAAUAAACUCUCUGUUUUGAGCGGUCGAUCUCGUCUCCAGACUACCCAAUCUCCUCCUUUCCGUGAUCAUCUCGUAUAGUAACAACAAAUUGCAGGCGAUCUACCCGCUCUUUGUCAUAUGCGCUCCGUGUCUCGCCUUCCCGAUCCUGGCCCUCAAGGGCGCCGAGGUGAAGUUCUUCGGCGAAUGGGCCAUGCUGUCCAUGCACACGCCGCCGCUGGUCAACUCGCUGUCGGUGAUCCUGUGCGUGCCCAGCUACCGCCGCGUGGUCACACAUCCAUUCACGGCGGCCAAGGUCCGCUCUCUGUAAGUUCUGUGGCGCACUGUACAAGAUUGCUGUAGCUGCCGUGCGGUGCGACGGCACUACAGGGUGUAUCACAAAAGACCGGUUGUUCGUUUGUGUUAAGCUAUUCCAAACUCACUCUCAUGCAUCAGGAGAGUAGAAACUAGGCGUUUAACGGCUUUACAGUAAGUCAGGUGUGCUGAGAUGGGGAGGUGUUCGAGGUGCGUUGCUCACGAGGGAAGCUGUAUCGAAAACGUCAAAAAAAUCUGUCGAGAGGCCCGGGGGACAACCGCACGAUAAGACGAGAAGCUCGAGUUCAAGUGAUUUAUUGAGUGAAAAGCGGCGCUUAUAUACUGAAAUCCCACGUGGGAAAGUACAAUCAAAUUUGCAUAAUGAAUGAUGCUUUCCGUGGGAAUUCGGGCUCGAAGUUCGUCGUUCCGCCUCACAUCUUCCGCCUCACAAAAUCUGACAUGAUUUUCGACCGAAAACGUCCGAAAUUUCUCGAUCAUUUUCAACCGAAAAACACCCCUUUUCAGGGUAGAAAUGCCCCUUCUUCAAAAGGUCGUAGCGACCUUAGUUUGAACUUUUAAAUCUUGCUGUUUCAUAGACCAAAGUUAAUGUCACUUAAGAAUACAUAUUCCAAAAACGAACUCUCUACGCCGCCUCCGCCGCAAGUUAUAGCCACUGGGGAUGAGCAACGCAUCUCGAGCGACUUAUUGCUGACAAAAAAUUUUUAGAAAAGAAAAGUUGUUGCGAUGCUUCCACGGAACCAAGACGACUUUCCCCCAGCUACACCCCUCCAUUACUGCCCCAAUCUCUUCCAAUCACGCCACAUAG
This is a messenger RNA of Bursaphelenchus xylophilus (pine wood nematode), 2541 nucleotides long. The record is from the annotation of a GenBank genome assembly. Lineage: Eukaryota; Metazoa; Nematoda; Chromadorea; Rhabditida; Aphelenchoididae.